AUGGCACUGGCUUGCACAUCCACCACCCACGUCCCACCCGGCCUCUUCAUAUUUCACUUACACCCUUCAAUUUCAAGCUUAUUUUGUUUCUUAAAAUCGACUUUUCCUUCUCUCUCUCUCUUCUUCUCUCUCUCUCUCUCUCUCUCUCUCUCUCUGUGUUUCUUUCCCUUCUCGCUUAUCUCUCUAAUUCGAUCAGUUCCUGUCUAUAUCAGUCUAUUCCUAUCUAUCUAUCUAUCUAUCUAUCUAUCUGAGUCAAUUUCUAUCUAUCUAUCUAUCUAUCUAUCUAUCUAUCUAUCUAUCUAUCUAUCUAUCUCAGUCCGUUCAUAUCUAUCUUCUAUUCCUAUCUAUCUAUCUAUCUAUCUAUCUAUCUAUCUAUCUAUCUAUCUAUCUAUCUCACUUCUUUCAUAUAUAUAUAUCUAUCUGUCUACUCCUAUCGAUCGAUCAAUCUAUCUAUAUCAGUCUAUAUCUAUCUAUCAAUCGAUCUAUCUCACUCUAGUCCUUUCUAUCUAUCUCAGUCCAUUCAUAUCUAUCUAUCUAUUCCUAUCGAUCGAUCGAUUGAUUAAUCUAUAUCACCUAUUCCUAUCUAUCUAUCUAUCUAUCUAUCUAUCUAUCUAUCUAUCUAUCUCACUCUAUGCCUAUCUAACUAUCAAUCGAUCUAUCUCACCCUAUUCCUUUCUUUCUAUCUAUCUAUCUAUCUAUCUAUCUAUCUCAGUCCGUUCAUAUCUAUCUAAGGCCGGAGCGUACAACGGCCGAAACUCUUGCUCCCUCACUCACUCUUCCUCUCUUUUAUUUCUGUUGGCUUUCUUCUUUGAUACUCGCAAUUAUUCUCUCUGCCUAUCUCAAAAUCUUAUGUCACUUUAUCUCUCUCUCUCUCUCUCUCUCUCUCUCUCUUUCACCUACUUUUAUCUCUCCCCUCUCUUUCUCUGUCUCUCUUCCUUCCGCUCUUGUCUUUCCACUUUAGGUUACUCGCAAUUAUUCUCUCUCUCUUUCUCUAUCUUAACAUCUUACGUCGCUUUCUCUCUCUCUCUCUCUCUCUCUCUCUCUCUCUCUCUCUCUACGUUUUUCUCUUGCUCCCCCACUCACUUUCUCAUUCUCUUUCUAUCUUACGUCGGUUUCUCUCUCUCUUUCUCAUACUUUACUUUAUUUCCUUCUUUCUCCUUCUCCCUUCCUCUCUUACUCCCUCACUCUCUCUUUCUCUCUCUUUCUGUCUCUCUCUCUUUCUGUCUCUCUCUCUUUCUCUUGCCUUUCUUCUUUGUUACUCGCAAUUAUUCUCUUCUUCUGUAUCUCAAAAUUCUACGUCGCUUUCUAUCUCUUUCUCGUAAUUUUCUCUCUCCCUCUCUCUAUCCUCCUCCCUCUCUUGCUCCCUCACUCUCUCUUACUUUUCCUUUAUUAGGUUACUCGCGAUUAUUCUCUCUCUCUCUUCCUUCCUCUCUUCUCCUUUAUCUCUCUGUCUCUCUUUCUGUUCACUUUCAUUUUUUGCUACUCGCAAUUAUUCCAUCUAUUUUUGCUUCUCUCUCUCUCUCUCUCUCUCUCUUACUAUCUCUGUCUCUCUCUCUCUUACUUUCUCUCUUUCUCUCUCUCCCUUACUGUACGGCCCUUCUUCCACUCACUCUUUCUUUCUCUCUCUCUCUUUAUUAUCUAUCUAUCUAUCUAUCUAUCUCACUAGCUGUAUAUCUAUCUGUUCUCUAUCUAUCUCUAUUCAUAUAUCUAUCUAUCAGUCUAUUCAUAUCUAUCUAUCUCAGUGUGUUCAUAUAUUUAUCUAUCUUACUCAGUGUUCAUAUCUAUCUCAGUCUGUUAUCUAUCUAUCUAUCUAUCUCUGAGUCAUAUCUAUCUUUACAUAUCAUCUAUCUAUCUAUCUAUCUUUAUAUAUAUAUCAUCUAUCUGUUCUAUAUCUAUCUAUCUAUCUAUCUAUCUAUCUCAGUCUAUUCAUCUAUCUAUCUCAGUGUGUUCAUAUCUAUCUAUCUAUCUAUCUAUCUAUCUAUCUAUCUAUCUAUCUGUCAUUGUCUGAUCUGUCUGUCUAUCUAUCUAUCUAUCUAUCUAUCUAACUCCAGUCUGUUCAUAUCUAUCUAUUCUAUCUAUCUAUCUAUCUAUCAUCUAUCUAUGUUCUAUCUAUCUAUCUAUCUAUCUAUAUCUAUAUCUAAGUCUGUUCAUAUCUAUCUAUCUAUCUAUCUAUCUAUCUAUCUAUCUAUCUAUCAUAUCUAUCUAACCCAGUCUGUUCAUAUCUAUCUAUCUAUCUAUCUAUCUAUCUAUCUAUCUAUCUAUCUAUCUAUCUAUCUAUCUAAGUCUGUUCAUAUCUAUCUCAAUCUAGCAACUCUGUUCAUAUCUAUCUAUCUGUCUGAGUCUGAGUCUAUAGUCAUAGCUUUAUAUCAGUCUAUUCAUAUCUAUCUAGGUAGCUAUAUCAGUCUGUUCAUAUCUAUCUAUCUAUCUAUCUAUCUAUCUAUCUAUCUAUCUAUCUAUCUAUCUCAGUCUAUUCAUAUCUUUCUAUAUCAGUCUAUUCAUAUCUAUCUAUCUAUCUCAGUCUAUUCAUAUCUUUCUAUAUCAGUCUAUUCAUAUCUAUCUAUCUAUCUAUCUCAGUCUAUUCAUAUCUUUCUAUAUCAGUCUAUUCAUAUCUAUCUAUCUAUCUAUCUAUCUCAGUCUAUUCAUAUCUAUCUAUAUCACACUCGACGUUUCCACAUCAGCGAGCAACCAAGGAGGAAGACGUAUUUACCACUCAGUUCCCCCUCUCAUCUAUCCACCGAUGCUUCUUCUACCUACACCCUAAAUCCAAAAUGGCGGUCUCUCUUUCAAGAUCUCAGAACCGCCCAAAGAGCUUUCGAGAAAUGCGUUUGUUCAUAUCUAUCUAUCUAUCUAUCUAGCCGAGUUCUUUUCUAUCUAUCUAUCUAUCUAUCUAUCUAUCUAUCUAUCUAUCUAUCUAUCUAUCUAUCUAUCUAUCUCUUUGUCUGUCUGUUUGUCCUCCUGUCUGUCUGUUUAUCUACCUCUUUAAAGAAAAUCUCGAUACAUCUUUGGUCUAUUGACCUAUCUAGUCGUCUGCCAAUCGAUCUGCUUUGGUCUCUUCUUUAUCCAUCGGCCUCUCAAUCAAUCGAUUUUGCUUCGUCCAUAUGUAAAUAUCUGACAUAA
Acanthosepion pharaonis is the source of this 3117-nucleotide messenger RNA. The record is from the annotation of a GenBank genome assembly. NCBI's taxonomy places the organism in Eukaryota, Metazoa, Mollusca, Cephalopoda, Sepiida, Sepiidae.